AUGAUACUGAGCCUGACAUCGAAAAGGCUGAUGAAUCAAUUGGCGUGUCGUUUUUGUGCGAACAAUGAGUUUGUUCACGUUGUUGAUCCUCUGCUCGAUCUACGGCAUCGAUUCAACGACAAACAACAACUCCGUACUAUGCUGAAGGCCAGGCGAUUCGACGUGAAUGUGGAUGAUGUUGAGGCGAAGUAUCAGCGAUGGUGGAAAGCGUAUGAGUGCGUUUGUGCUGACCAAUUGAAGGUAAUCGAUCGUUACCUUUGA
Molecule: messenger RNA, 261 nt
Organism: Anisakis simplex (herring worm)
Lineage: Eukaryota; Metazoa; Nematoda; Chromadorea; Rhabditida; Anisakidae
Source: the annotation of a GenBank genome assembly